GAAGUUUCACGUGCCGCUCUACGGCAUCUCAUUUGCUGACCACCAUUAGUCCGAUCGAAUCUCCCGCAGUAUGCCCUCAAUCCGAUGGAUCUUUGCCCUGGUGUGUAUCGGUGUGGCGUUACGCCCAUCGGAGGGCGCUCGGAUACUGUCGGUCAACGUGUUUCCGGGCCGUAGCCACUGGAUGAUGAUCAGCGCUAUUCUGGAGGAGCUGCUCGCACGUGGCCACGAAGUGACGGUCAUCUGUAACUAUCCGCGCAAGGAACAGCACCCGAACUACACGGAAAUAGUCAUCGCACCGAUCUACGAUUUUUGGGCCAAGUCGGUUAAGGUCGAUUCGCUGUACGAUCUGACGGAGAUCUCCAUUCAUUCGAUGAUCAUGAACUUCCUGUAUCCGCUCGGUCUGGAGACUGCCGAGUAUGCGUUUACGCGCCCGAACGUGAUGGAGUUCCUUCGCAACGACCAAACCCGCUUCGAUCUGCUGCUGGCCGAGCAGUUCUACCAGGAGUCGUAUCUGAUGCUGGCGCACAAGUAUAACGUGCCAAUUGUGUCCAUCGGUACCUUUGGUUUCGCUCAGUACAUGGGCCCGAUGAUGGGGCUGAUGAACGCGUGGUCUCACGUUCCCCACGAAUUCCUGCCGUUCACCGACCGGAUGUCGCUUUACCAGCGCACCUACAAUGCGUUCGUGAGCACGUACGAGCAGAUCCUACGCUCGUGGUACUAUAUGCCGCGCCAGGAAGCGAUGGCGGCCAAGUAUUUCUCGUUCCUGCCGGGACCUCUGCCGCGGGUGGCCGAUCUCGAACGGCGCGUAUCGGUUGUGCUGCUGAAUAGUUACGCCCCGCUGACCACAACACGGGCACGGAUUCCGGGCCUGGUGCCGGUCGGUGGUUUGCACAUCAAGGAACCGAAACGGCUGCCCGACAGCCUGCAAACGUUCAUCGAUGACGCGACGGACGGUGUGAUCUACUUCAGUCUCGGCACCAAUCUGCGUUCGGCCGAUCUGCCGCCGGAGAAGCUGGCGGUCAUACUGAGCGUGUUCGGUCGGAUGAAGCAGCGCGUUGUGUGGAAGUUUGAGGACGAACGGAUUAAGAAUCUGCCGCCAAACGUGCUCGUACGCAGCUGGCUUCCCCAAAGUGAUAUCCUUGGCCACCCCAAUGUGAAGGUUUUCAUCACCCACGGUGGGCUGCUGGGGACGCAGGAAGGUGUGCACCGGGCGGUCCCGAUGGUCGGCAUUCCGAUCUACUGCGAUCAGCACCUGAACAUGAACAAAGCGACCCUGGGCGGGUACGCGGUUAAGUUGUACUUCCCCAACAUAACGGAGGAAUCGUUCCGUUGGGCGCUGGACGAAGUGCUGUACAAUCCGUCGUACCGGGCCAACAUGGAGCGCGUUUCGCAAAUCUUCCGUGACCGUCCGGUGCCGGCGCUGGACGAAGCGAUCUACUGGAUCGAAUACGUGGAACGGUACAAGGGGGCCCCUCAGCUGCGAUCGGCCGGCUUGGAUCUUCCGUGGAUUAGCUUCGCCCUGCUGGAUGUAGCCGGCUUGGUGUUGGUAGUGCUGGCAGCCGUGGCCUGGGUGUUGUACAAGUUCGUGUCCUUGUUUAAAAGAGGAAAGCCGAAACGGAAGCACGAGUAG
This is a messenger RNA of Anopheles cruzii, 1630 nucleotides long. Its product is annotated as UDP-glycosyltransferase UGT5-like. The record is from RefSeq and is a predicted model, not a curated record. Gene Ontology annotation, molecular function: UDP-glycosyltransferase activity. NCBI's taxonomy places the organism in Eukaryota, Metazoa, Arthropoda, Insecta, Diptera, Culicidae. The coding region runs from base 71 to 1630 and encodes 519 amino acids. The transcript has 3 exons.